UUUCCAGCCGCGUCCGUCUGGGCGUGUGAAUUGCCGCGAUUCGGGCAGCCAGCGGGGCGAGCGCGAGGCGAGGCUCCCGCGCCCCUCGCCGGCGGUCGGGAGGCUGACGCGGAAGUGCUCGGGACGAAGAGCGCGCUCGAAGGCCGUCGCUGCGCCCGGACGGAGGGAAGUAAGAAGCAGAUCGUAAUCACACGCAGGAUGACUGAAAGGACGGGAGGAGGGUUCCUGAAGGAGUCUGCCACGGACUUCCUCAAGCGCUCGUCGUCCGUGGAGAUCCUAACGCCCACGAACGGCCAGCUCCUGGCGCGGCGUCCCAACAUCAGCACGAGCCACCUCCCCGAGCCGGCGACCAAGACCGGGGCCAAGGGCGAGGCCGCGCCCGUGAUGACCCCGCCGGAUCGGCAGACGUCGGCGAGCACGGGGACCCUCGCCCUGUCGUCCAAGAACGGCGCGCCGAUGCAAAACGGGACGGUCUCCCCGCGCAACCAGCGCAGCCUAGAGAACGUGCGUCUCGGGGAAAAGGCUCCCAAGCCCCACAAGAGAAAGGGGCCGCAGCUCCCUCCCCUCCACAUGCCCCAGAGGAAUGCCCCGACGCCCCCCAACGCCACGCCCCAAGGCACCCCGAUCAUCGGCGAGCGGGGACACAUCUUCACCAUCUCCAGCGCCGUGCCCGACGACCCGAUCUCGAAGAAUCCUGGCCGGAGAGAAAGCGGCCCCGACCCGAACCCCCUGGCCAAGCGACGCCCCUCCGCAGCGACGCCCGUGGCAUCCCCGAAGGAGGACGAGGAUGAGCCCGUCUGGCAGAGGAGGCUGUCGCAGCUUUUCGUUCCGCCGAGAGAGGACGAGUUCGACCAUGAGAAGGAACUUCAGGAGACGGCGUUCCUCCUGCCGAAGGACUCCCCGAAGUUGAAGCCCCGAAAGCCCCCCACGCCCGUCGACGAGGUCCAACCCAGCGCCCACGCCCACAAAGCGCCCACCGCCGCCCCCGCCCACGCCGAGAAGAAGGGGAAGAGCGACAGACAUGAUAAAGGUCCGGAAGGGAGGAUAGAUCUCAAGGACGACAAGAAGAAGAGGAAGAACAGGAGGGUCGAGGAGGACGACGCCGACCGCCUCUCCGUGCUCGACAAGCUCGAGAGCGGCGGCCUCGACAGUGACUUCGAGUCGUCUUCCUCGUCCUCGUCCUCCUCGUCGGACUCCGAGCGCGAUGAAGAAGCCGGCGGCGAUGACUACAUGUCCUGGGACGACACGAUCUGCUCCAACCGGUCGGCCUAUUUCAAGAUGUAUUAUACCCAACGAGGUGUGAUUGGGGCCCAAGCUGACAACAAGUCCAAAGCAUCAAGAGCAUCUUCGCAGAAUUCCCUCUCGUCACUUAUAAGGGAGAGGAUGGGGAAACCAGACAACCCGAAAUCCAAAACAAGAGCAGACUUAGGUCUCAUGGUGCUUGUUGCGUUUCUCUUCAUUGUUAUUGUUGCCGGGAUUUCACUCACAACAUACUUCUAUAACCUGCAUUUGCUGGAGCUAUCCAUCUUUAGCCAAAUCAAAUUUUUUGAAGCACCAAGAAUUCUUGAGAUAUACAACCCUGAUUGGAAGCCAGUCAUUAAGGCACAUUUAGGAACUUUAUUGCCCAAUAACUCAAUACCUGAAGACUGCACUCAUUACCUUCAUUAUCUGGAGAAGCACAACAAAUCGGUCACUCCUGGUGGACUUGUACAAGAAGAGGAGGAGUAUGAUGACAUGGUAUGUCUUGACUGGACUGCACUGGCUCGUGUUCAGCUACGAAAACUGCCAUCCGUAGAUGAUGUGCAGUGUUACUCUGUGUGGUGGGAGGCAGCAAAGGAAGACUUCACCCUUAAAGACUGCCUGAAAGUUGGGGGAGAUCAAGGAGCUUGGUGGGGGGGAGGAGAGAUGUCAGAUGGGGGAUAUCCUGUCACUAAUGCAAAUGUCCCGCCCACCCAGAUGGUCACAGGCAAAUUAGGCAGAGACUCCUGGGGGCAGCUCCUGAGGCGUACAUGGCUUUCUGAAUUCUCCUCGCUCUUGUCACUUCCAGAUAGUUUCAAAGGCCAUGUUUCUGUCAAUUAUGAAAAUGAUGGCCAGAUUUGCUUGGAGUCUCGACCCCAGCCUUCUCUUUCAUAUAAGUUUCCAGUACUUAAGUAUUGGCUGUGUACAGCCCAAAAUCUUUCAGCUUUAACUUACCAUCUUCACACUGAAGCUCUAGCUCAGAAGAAGACAGAUGUACAACCUGUAAAGAAUGUUGCUGUGAGGAAACCAGAAGUUAAAGCAGAAAAUGUUACAGUGUCAGUAAAUGUUUCAUCUCCUAAAGAUCUACAAAUGGAGGAAGCAAAGGCCCGUGUCAAAGCAAGAAUAGACCAUCCUGUCUGGAUUCCAUGGAUGUCUCCAGAUCAACCUCUGCUAACCCAAGAUGCUAUCCUUCAGUAUGUUGAUAAGGUUGUCAAUCUGACCUAUGGAUACAAAGGUUAUGUUCUCCUUCCUCCAUCAUGGCAGUCCCAGCCUGGUGACCUGGUAUUUGAUCCCAAAAGAUUUCCAGAUCCUGUUGCUAUGGCCAGGAAAAUAGAAGAAAAAGGUUUUAAGAUGGCUUUGACUAUUCAUCCAUUUGUGAGUGUUGAUGCUCCAACAUUUAAUAAAGGGACUCAGGAAGGCCUCUGGAUACGCCAACGUAAGUCAGAUCUCCCUGCACUCACAAACUACGAGGACACCUAUCCAUCUGCUGUAACAGACUUUAGCAACCCAAGGGCUAAACACUGGUUCUCUGUGCAACUCAAAAAACUGAAAAGGAUGUAUAACAUUGACCGUUUCCAUCUGAAGCCUGCAGAUUCCCAUGAUCUUCCAGCCUACCAUGAAUAUCACAUGCCGAUUCCUGGUCCAGAUGCAAUACUGUCACAUUUCUUGGACUCUGUAAGUGCAGUAUCACCACCCAUCAGUACAGAAGGUGCUGUCAUGCCACCUGGAGCACCAACAUUCCUUACUCUUGGUAACUCCGAUGGGUCCUGGGAAGGGCUGGAGACACUUGUUCCGAGGGUGCUAACCCUAGCUAUGCUUGGGUUCCCUUUCGUUGAUGUGGGAGCAGUCGGUGGCAUAGCAAGAGCAGGACACAUUCCCAAUAGGGAACUUUACAUUCGUUGGAUGGAAGUAGCAACGUUUCUCCCAGCAAUGCAGAUAUGUGUACUGCCGGACAAGUAUGGCACAGAAAUGGCAGCCCUUGCAGAGAAAUACACCAAACUCCGGAAGACAGUCGUCCUGCCACGCCUAAGGAAAAAGAUACCUGAGGCUCUAGAAAAGGGAACUCCUCUCAUUACCCCCUUGGCUCUGUUUUCUCCAAAUGACCCAGUCGCGGCACAGGUUUCAGACGAAUGGAUCUUAGGAACUGAUCUGUUAGUUGCCCCAAUCACAAACAGAGGUCAAAGGUCUCGGAACAUUUACCUUCCAGCAGGCAUUUGGAAGGACGAGAUUGAUGGGCACUUGCUCCGAGGUGGGCGAUGGAUCAAAGAUUACAAGAUUCCCCUCACGAAAAUUGCAUACUUCACUUUCAAAUCCUUGCAUAAUGAUCCAGCGUGAGAGGCUAGACUUUAGUGUAAAUAAAGAAAAGUAUUAAAAGUGAUGACUAAAAAUACUAACAAUUUUUUUUAUGUCUUUCCUUUAGGUCAGGAAAGAAACUGUGCAUUACUUAGCAAUACCAAGCAAUAGAAACAAUUUCAUCCUCUCAGAUCAAAAGUUAUUACUUCGCAAGUUGUUAUUUGCAUUUGCUAAUAGUUCAGUUAUACAGUGAGUGUAUGGGAAACUUAUCAACCUUGUCUGUUGUGAUAAACGGUAGUAUCUUUUAAGUUGAUUUAAUUCUGCCAUUAAAGUAUUAUGCCACUUAUAAUUAUAUGGUAGAAGCAAGUUAGAUACAUUCUAAUAACUCUAACCAGACACUAAUUUAUAUCUAGGAUCUGUUGCUUUACAGAUUGAAAUUGAAAUGUUAUACGCAAUGUGUGUUCCAUUUUUGUAUAUUAGGUGCUACAACUAUUAUUCUGAGAUUAAAAAGACUUAUUGUAUAUACUUAUAGUUCUUAAAAUUCAUGUAUGUAGAUUAUGGUAUUUAUACUUACAUGAGAUACAAAUGCAAUCAUGAUUUUCAAAAGUGGAAUUCAAUGAUUUUAUGCUAAAGUAUGUCAGGGUUGUGAUAGUUAACAUAUGUUGUAUGUUAUGCAUUCUUGUACACUGUAGACAAUAGUUGCUACAAAUCUGUCUGGAGUGCAGAAUUGUUAAAGGUAAAGCUGUAAAAGAGAGUGUGUAAGAGACAAAAGUAAAAGUAUUUUUCAGUCUUUCAUCCAUGUGUAAAUGGUUCAAUUUGUACCAGGAAAUAUGGACUGUUGGGGUUGUUUUUCAUUUACAUAUUUGGUGCUGAAUUUUUAUUUGAAAUUGAAACUGAGAAUGCUUAAAGUGUCCUUAUAUGUAUGUGAUACAUUUGUAUAAAAAUACAAUUAAUUUAUGUAUGUGUGUUAAUAGGUUUCCUCGCCUGUAUGUAUAAAUGAGUAAUAAAAAAAAUAUGUGACUAUUUAUCUGAGCAUAGAUAAGAUUACAAGCAUACAGGUACUAUUGUACAAGAGGUAGAUGAGAUACAACUGUAGGGUUGAUAUUUUUAUACUAGUUCAAAAUUGAAAGUGUUUGUCCUAGGAAAGGUAUACUAGUAAAUAAGACAAACAGUGUGUCAUUAGAUCAGGAAGUAUUUUUAUGGGUCUUUGCUAAAGAAACUAUCAAAUAAGUGCUUAUCUGAUAUUUAAAUCUCACAUUUAAUUUCUGCUAAGUAACCUUUAUCAUUAAGGUUUAUUUAUGCCUCAUUUUUUAUCAUUUUGUUGUAUACUUGCAGUACAACAGGAAAAGAGAUUUAUGAAUUUUUUAAUACUCAAUUUGUUUAUUUAUUUAUUUUUUUUUAUCCAACCUAUCUCCAGAUAUUUUAGAAAAAAAAAAGUAAAAUGCUUUAAAAUGAAUAAAAGGAAUUGCCUUUUACUUUAAGGUUUCUUGCCCUAGAUAGGCUACAUUCUUGUUGAUGGAUGACUUAUUUAAAAAUAUUUGUUAAAAUAUUGACUUUGUCAGGUACUAGUGUGAAAUGGUAUAAUGAUUUGAAAGGUAUAAUUAGAGUAAGAAAUCUUGAUAGAGAUAGUCUGCUUAACUACAUACACACACUCAUGUACAUGUGUGCAAGCACACAACAAGCCCACCCACACACACUUACACAGACACAGACCCCCCCCCCCCCCCCCCCCACACACACACACUUUCUCACUCACUUCCACACUAACAUACAGAUAUCCAUUAAUUCAUUGUAGUCCUUUUUAUAUAAACAGGUGUGUGUAUAUACUGCAAGUGUAAAUUUCCCUUGAAAAUUUGUAUAUGAUUAAGAAUAAGUCCCUUUUUCUGAUUACUGUAAAGUAUUGCCCAGUGCCUUGUACUUUAUGUAAAUGAUGCUCCUUUUCUCAUUGUAUUCUUUUAUUUAAGUGCACUACAAAAACUUGCCUGAAUUACGAUAAUAUCUUGCCAGGUUCUUGUGCAUCAAAUUUAGUAUAGGUCUUAAUGUGCCAUCUUGGUUACUCAUCUAUUAUAGACAUUACUAUGCAGUGAAAUCACUUUGAUUAAUCAAAGUCUUUGGCUCCCUCAGUCAUUUUAAUGGAAGCAUCAAAGCUACUGUAUUUAGUAAAUCAAUAGUAAUGUAUUUCAUAAAAUUGGUUUAUGCCAAACUUACCUUUCUAACCAAAACACAGUUUUUAUUACUGUAUUUUCAUCUUUCAAAAAUACAUAUUAUUGUAUUGUUGUAACAGGGUUACCUUAGAAGAAACAAAUAUGGUACUAUGGUCAGCUUUUCAACUGGAGAUACAUUUCUUACCUUGGCCAAAAUGCCACAUUCCACUUUUUAUUUUGAGUGUGUGAAAGUCUGUUGUACAGUGGAUGUAGCAUGUUUAAUAUUCCCUUUUUUCUUUAGGGUUGUACAUAUGCAAACAUAUUUAAGUAGUGUGGUAGGUCUCUUCAUUCAGAUGUAUUUAUAAGAAAAAAACAACAACUAGGAAAUGCCCCAACUAAAUGGCAAGAAAAAGCUACUUACAUCAUGUACUAAAAUGCCUUCUGUUGUGAUAACUAUCUUAAAUAGGGACACAGAAUUCUUAGAAAAUUAUAGUUAACACUAAAAUGUCACAAAUUCUUAGACCUGAUGGAAGGUUGUUUCAUGUCUCUUUUUUCUAAUAUUUAGCUCAGACCUCAAUACCCCGUCCUUGGUUGCUGUUUUGUUUGGUGCUCAUUAACUACGUAUUUCACAGUUGUUAUUGGUUGUGUGUGUCAGUCUUGUGUCUCUUGAUGAUGUAUGUAAAUGCAGUAAUGUAUAUUGUUUAUAUAACUUGUUAAAAAAACAAAAUGAAUGUAA
This is a messenger RNA of Penaeus vannamei (Pacific white shrimp), 6411 nucleotides long. The record is from RefSeq and is a predicted model, not a curated record. NCBI's taxonomy places the organism in Eukaryota, Metazoa, Arthropoda, Malacostraca, Decapoda, Penaeidae.